Molecule: messenger RNA, 2700 nt
Organism: Talaromyces amestolkiae
Lineage: Eukaryota; Fungi; Ascomycota; Eurotiomycetes; Eurotiales; Trichocomaceae
Exons: 8
Coding region: 1-2700 (899 amino acids)
Biological process (GO): DNA-templated transcription
Molecular function (GO): DNA binding; zinc ion binding
Source: RefSeq, a predicted model, not a curated record
AUGACUUCUACUCAGCCUAAAACUGUUGUGGUGUUUGGCGCCACUGGCAUCCAAGGCGGCUCUGUCGCGAAAGCUCUGCUAAAAGAUCCUCGGACAUCUCGGCAGUUCAAAGUCAAAGCAGUAACCAGAGAUCCCAGCAAGCCAGCUGCGAAAGCACUCCUUGAGCAAGGGGCAGAAGUCGUCAAGGCUGAUCUCGAAGACAAAUUAUCACUCAAGUCAGUCUUGGCUGGCGCAUAUGCGGUGUUCCUAGUCACGAGCUUCUGGGAUAAAAUGGACGCGGCUUUGGAAGAACAGCAAGGGAAAAACGUUGCGGAUGUAGCUAAGGAAUCAAAUAUACAGCAUUUUGUUUGGAGCAGUCUUCCUUACGUCUCUCAAGUCUCUGGCCAAAAAUACACUGCAGCUGCUCAUUUCGAUCACAAGGCUGCAGUAGACGAUUAUCUCCGCGCUCUGUCUCUCCCAUAUACGGUUGUGAGGCUUGGCGUCUACAGCUCCGAGAUCAUCUCCAAUUUCAUUGCACCCAUGCCAGUCGACCCUCAUUCCUAUGGGCUCUUCUUUAGCGGUGGUGCUACUGAAAGCACUUUGCUACCGAUCAUUGAUCCAACUGCCGAUCUUGGAAAGUUUGUUAACGGUAUACUUCUUAAUCCAGAAAAGACGAUAGGUCACAGGUUCAACGUUGCUGAGAAGCUAUAUACUCUCGGACAAAUCACUCAGAUCCUACAACAGCAGGGAUUGAGAGUCAACUUGCAUCCGAUAGAUAUGCAGACAUUUAAAGCCGGUCUUGCUGCAAAGGGAUUGCCCGAGAGUUUUCAGACAACUAUGCAACAUGUCGUGGAGUAUAUAGUAGAGUAUGGCUACUUCCAUGGCGAGGAUAUUGACCAAGCCCUCGAAACCUCCACAUCUGGACAGGAGCCCGAGCAUGUCAAGCCCGGCUCUGAGUGCUAUCUUGGCUCAACAAGCUUCUCAGCAGUGCUAUCUGAACAUCAGAAGGAGAUMCCUGCCGAUGUCGAUGUUCCGUCUGGAACAGCAAUGGUUCUGACAGCAGCCGAGCCAGACCCAGAUCGCGCGCAAUCGGCUUUCCGGAUAUUGGCUUUAUUAUACAGCUUGAAAUUUUUCGAUUCUGUCACUAGUCGCCUCUACGCCAGCAAGUGGUACAAGACGCUGCCCCCUUAUAUCAUCGAUAAGACACUAUACGAAACGCGACGAGUGUACGACAGCUUUGAGUCUGCUCACGUCGAAAGCCGGAUCAGAGAUUUUGCACUUAAAAUAUUUCAGAACUCAUCCCGACCAAUGCCACGAGCUAAAUCUAUGACAGUUGAUGAGUACAUUGCUACUUUCACCGGGCGUAACACUCGCUGGGAAACCAUUGCCCUUAUUCUAGCCACAGCGGGCUGUGGCUUAUUUUCUGUUACGGAACAGGAUCCAGUGUUUACGGAAUUUAGGAUGACCGGUGACACCCAAAGUAAUGCCGAGUUGAAAGAAAAGCUAGUAUUACAAGUCUCAGAUGCAACCACCAAUUGCUUGAUGUUUUGCGACCAUGCUGCAUCCUCGAAUGAAAUCUUCGCUUAUGCACUGCACGCGGACGUGAUAAUGAAGACGCAGCAGUACGGUGAUUCCAGCUAUCAAGCAUGGCGUCGAUUGAGUGAUCUCGCAGCUGCUGUGUACGCCUCUGGGUUACACCAGGUGGACGGUCCUGCAGACGGAAACUGUCCAUUCUUUCUCAAACAGUUGAGGAGAAACUGCUUUGCUGCUGCAUUUUACACCGACAAAUGUGUUGCAACAUUUGUGGGACGGCCUCCCUUGAUCAAUUACCGAUAUUGCUCUCUCAUUCUUCCAUACGAUGUUGAUGAUGACGUGCUAUUUUCUGGUGGAGAUGUCGAACAAGAAGUCCUUUCAAGGGUUGAUGUGAACGGUUGGGAUAAGAAUGGCGUCCCGCGUCGUCCAGGUGUCAAUCGUAUUCGGCUGCAGCUGUCCAUCUGUCGUGAAGAGAUUCUCGAGCUCGCACUUGGUGAGGGCUAUCAGCGGGACAUGCCUCGUAAAGCGGAGCAGAUUUUGGAACGUGCGCAAAAGGCAUGGGGUCAGUGCCCGGCUCAUCUCCGAUAUGACUGUCUUUCGCCAGAGGAUCUCGCUCGCCCUUUACCCGACGGGUGCCAGAUGAUGUUUUUAAUAUACAUUGACUAUCUCCAUAGUCAGUUCCUGCUGCACCGGGCUGUGAUUAAGCACACCAAUGUAGGCCAUGUACCUUUGUUUGACACCGCCAGACAGUUGUUGACAACCGUUCUUCGGAUCUGUAACGAUCGAGAAGCCAAACUAGACCGAAGCAAACAGGUCUCUUGGGUUAUGCUUUAUUAUGGCCUUCCAAGUGCGUGCGUGCUUGCUUUUGAAAUUCUGCGUCAAAAUCAGAAGCCAGGACCCCACCCCGUCGUACUUCCACGAUCUGAAAUCAUUCGCAAUCUAAGUGUGUUUGUGUCGUGUCUUGCCUGGGUUGCGAGCCCAAGUCCUAGCCACGGAAACUAUGCAGCCUGCAAGGAAGUUGAAAAAAAGCUAUCACGGAUAUUGGAUCAAAUCUUGGAGCCCUUUCCAACAGUAACCCCCCAUGAGGAUCUCAGUUUUGUUGAAAAUGUGGCUUCGGGUUUCGAACCGUAUUUGGAUUGGAAUCAAUUCAACUCCUAUGAUUUCAAUUCCGAUUAUUUCUCAAUAUAA